CGGAUCCCAGAGUGCUCCAAAGUCUCAAGCUUCCGCAAAAUGCCCGCAAUUCCCCGCCAGAAAGCCUGCAUUGCCUGUGCAGAUUCCAAGCGCCGGUGCGACAAGCAGCUUCCCGGGUGCCAGCGGUGUUUGGACAGGGACGUGGACUGCGUUUAUCCGCAGCCCAAGAGACGGCGAAGAGACCGUGCUGGGCGCAACAGCCAGGUUGAAGGAUUUUCCGCCCUCCAAAACUAUGCUGGCGAUGAUGCUGUGGGGAGCAGUCUUGAUCUUGGGGACUGGGGCGAAUUGGGAGCCGCCGACCUCGAUAUUCCACUAUCAGACGUGAUAAUCCCUUACACUGCAACACCAUGGGAGACUGUCGGCAGUCUGUCAGCCCAGGGCGUUGGACUUGAGAGCCCCAAUAUCUCCAGCACACCAUGCCCCUGGUUUCUUCAAAAUGAGACCUGGGUCAUGCGGCACUGUAACGAAGAACCAGCUUGCACGACCGACAUCAGGCUGGACCCUUUCAUCCGCACCGUAGAAGAGAUGCUGCAGCAUUGGGUUAGUCACGGCUAUAACAGCUUCAUUCAUCGGCGGCUGUAUGAGAAGGGCAUGCCUACAUGCCUUCAGGAUGCCUUCACAACGCUCGCGGCAUACAAUGGUCGGACCCCAGCGGUGACGGAGACAAUACUGCAGAUCGCCGAGGAACGUUCGUCCGCUCUUGUCCGCCAGAGCCCUCCAACUGCGGCCGGAGCGCAAGGCAUACGCGCCCACCUGGCACGUGUUCAGGCUCUGUUUGUCUACGAGUUUAUACAGCUGUUUGAUGGGUCGGUGCGUGUGCGCGCAUCCGCCGAGCAACAGCUUCCAACGCUUCGGCGGUGGGUGACUCAGAUGUGGGAGGCAGUGAGACAAUACCGAGGGGAAGACCGCUCCCUGGGCCACUAUCCACCGCAAUGGACUAUAACGGAGUUUGAUAUGGAAUAUGACACAGCGUCGGAGAUGUGGCAGCUAUGGCUUUUGACCGAAAGCGUGCGGCGCUCCCACAUCAUCAUCAACACUAUCACUAACGUUUAUCAAACCAUGACUAAAGGAUGGGCCGAUUGCGCAGGAGCCGUCAUGUUUACUGCACGCCGUGGCUUAUGGGAAGCUGAAUCUGCAGUGAAAUGGUUCGGGCUAUGUUGUGCAAGCCCCCCGCUUCUGGUACCGUCUCUGCAGCCUGGACCUUUGAUCUCGCAGUAUGCAGCCGAGGAAUUCGACGAUUUCGCAAAGAUGUUCUGGACAUUCAUAGUUGGCACAGACAAGAUCCAAUGUUGGAUUGACAGGAGCAACAAGCCAAGCAGUACAUAGCCAGCCUGAGGAUUCUUGCUAAUAUCCGGGCUCUAUGGCAAUGAUAUCGUACCCCAGCUUCAUAUCAUGGUUCUGCGAUGUCGAUAUCUGGCCGGCCUGAUAGGCCUGAGGAGUCAAAUGUUCCUGAAAUCCGAGGCGAAGGCUUAUCUUACUGACAUAGCGGACAACAUGCGGUCAAAUUGCGGGAAUGCUGCGGAAGUACCAUUCUGAGCCCACGCACCUUGACUCGGAAAAGUAAUUUGCAUCACUGCUCGAUCUUUUUGAUGAUUUCAAAGCAAUCUGAAAAUUGCUGAAAGGAGGCAUCAUACUCCGCAAACCUUCCGCAGAUCGAGAUGCUGUCUGUACGUAUAUAGUAGACCAAAUGUCGCCCAACCUUACCAAAC
Molecule: messenger RNA, 1709 nt
Organism: Exophiala xenobiotica
Lineage: Eukaryota; Fungi; Ascomycota; Eurotiomycetes; Chaetothyriales; Herpotrichiellaceae
Exons: 1
Coding region: 40-1326 (428 amino acids)
Biological process (GO): regulation of DNA-templated transcription
Molecular function (GO): zinc ion binding; DNA-binding transcription factor activity, RNA polymerase II-specific
Source: RefSeq, a predicted model, not a curated record